Molecule: messenger RNA, 567 nt
Organism: Cooperia oncophora
Lineage: Eukaryota; Metazoa; Nematoda; Chromadorea; Rhabditida; Trichostrongylidae
Source: the annotation of a GenBank genome assembly
AUGCUCCAGCUUCUCAUCAACUGCGGGCAACUGGAUCUAUUCGAGAGAAGUUUGGCCGGUCAAUCACCGCUUUUGUUUGCUGCUCGAAUUGCACAUCCAGGACUUGAAUGCGUCUCGUUGCUUGUUUCUGCGAUUGAUAUUAUCCGUAAACGGCGCCAUGACGAUGUGUUGUCCCAACAUUUUGAGGACCUUCACAAGGAGAGAAAAGAUCUGCUGAAAAUGCUCCCCUUGCGUGAUGAAGCUGAUGCAAAGUAUGCGCUCACAGACGCCAUGGGACGAAAUGUAAUACAUUACGCUGCUCUCUGCAACGCUGCACAUCUGGUGAACUACUUUGCAGCCUGUGGUGCGAAUGUAAAUUUAGUGGAUGACAACGACGCAAAUGUCGAAGCGCUCGUCGCGUUACUACGUCACAACUGCGACAUAGACGUCAAAGAUGCGUUUGAUCGCACUGCAUAUGUUAUUGCUGACUCCAAAGGUCACUCGGUGAUUUGCGGUGUUCUUUUGAUAGCAAAAAAUGCUCCUAGCACUCGGCUUGUGGAGCAAAUUAAGGGUGUGACUAUUGUCUGA